GUUCUUGGUCUUCUUUUGGCCCUUGUUCUCUUUCUUCUCAUCUUUUGUUCUCGCCUUGUAUAUUCAAUGACUUGUCUCGUUCACGGCGGUUUGGCAUUAUCAAAACCUGUCAUAACAACGAACACGGCUUUAGUACGAAAACGUGAUAAACCCGUGUUUCAACACUUUGACUGGGCCUUCAAGAAGGAGUACAUCCUGGCCCGUUUCCGGGAGGAGAAGCAAAAAGUAUUUAUGGAGCUGCAACAAGGGGACAUGACCCUUGCCGAACUACGACAGAAGUUCGAACACUUGGCUCAGUUUGCACCCACGUUGGUGUCCACGCCAGUCGACAGGAUUGAAGAGUUCAGGAAGAGGUUGAGCCCUGACGUGCGACCUUAUGUAUCUACCGUGAUCACCACUGACUUCUCUGAAACAUAUGAUCUGAUGGCUAAGGCGGAGAAGGACGUGGACGAUCUAAAGGCGAGCAUGGAUGAUGGAGGGGCAGGAUCUACAUUGUCUUACAUAUGUGUUCCUAUGCCUGAGAAAUCUGAGAUCCAGAGAGGCGAUAUGGAAUAUCCUAUGGUAGUAUCUAAUCCGUUAGGUCAUAGCAUGCGACUUCACCACUUGUACCGCAACUGCCCAUUGAUGGCGCAGGGACACCGUUUGUCCGCGAACUUGAUCGAGCUACCAUACAAGGAAUUUGAUAUUAUCCUUGACCCGUCACAUGUUCUACCUGAGGGAGAAGUCACCCUCGAUGAGAGUCUUACUUAUGAGGAAGAACCCAUACAGAUCUUGGCACGUGAAGCAAAGGAACUGAGGAACAAGACAGUUCCCUUGGUCAAGGUGCUUUGGUGAAACCACGUAGUGGAAAAAGCUACCUGGGAGACCGAGGAGUCCAUGAGAGCUCAGUAUCCUCAACUCUUUAGUGACCAAUGACUCAAGUAAAUUUUAAGGAUGAAA
Cuscuta campestris is the source of this 939-nucleotide messenger RNA. NCBI's taxonomy places the organism in Eukaryota, Viridiplantae, Streptophyta, Magnoliopsida, Solanales, Convolvulaceae. The record is from the annotation of a GenBank genome assembly.